This is a messenger RNA of Perognathus longimembris pacificus (Pacific pocket mouse), 2224 nucleotides long. Its product is annotated as N-myc proto-oncogene protein-like. Gene Ontology annotation, molecular function: DNA-binding transcription factor activity, RNA polymerase II-specific; RNA polymerase II cis-regulatory region sequence-specific DNA binding; protein dimerization activity. NCBI's taxonomy places the organism in Eukaryota, Metazoa, Chordata, Mammalia, Rodentia, Heteromyidae. The transcript has a single exon. The record is from RefSeq and is a predicted model, not a curated record. Gene Ontology annotation, biological process: regulation of transcription by RNA polymerase II. Bases 296 to 1717 code for a protein of 473 amino acids.
UUUAUUCUUGGCUCGGGAGCUAUCCUGGAGUUUUUGUGCUCUGGGAGUAGCGCUCCACUAGUUGAGCCACAGCUUCAUUUCCAGCUCUUUAGUGGUUAAUUGGAGAUAAGAAACUCACCAUUCUAGCCACAGCUCCACUUCCGGCGUUUCCUGGUUAAUUGGAGAAAAAAAAGUCUCCUGGACUUUCCAGCCCUGGCUGGUUUGGAACCGGAUUUUCACUUCUCCGCCUCCUGAGUAGCCAGGAUUUUAGGCGUGAGUCUCGGGGGCUCCUGGCUUUCCCCAAAAGUCUUUUAAAAUGCAUCCUAGAAGUAAAUGUCAGAGAGUCGCCGGCCGGGGGCGAGCCGAUGCGGAGGUGCACUCCGUGCCCACCAUGCCGGGAAUAUUCUGCAAGAACCCGGACCUGGAAUUUGACUCUCUGCAGCCCUGCUUCUAUCCGGAUGAAGACAACCUCUACUUUGGGGCCCCGGGCUCGACUCCCCUGGGAGAGGACAUUUGGAAGAAGUUUGAGCUGCUGCCCACGCCUCCGAGAUCGCCCAGGCGCCCCGUCCUGGAGCCCAGCCCGGUGUUCUCGCACUGGACCAACGAGAUGAUGCUGGCGGAGGCCGAUGUGUGGGACUACGCAGCCGAAGAAAAUGCGUUCAGACUGGGGGUACUGGCCACUCUCACCCCCAACCCCGUCAUCCUCCAGGACUGUAUGUGGAGCGGCUUCUCGGCCCGCGAGAAGCUGGAGCGCGCGCUGAGCGAGAAACUGCAACAUAAUCGCGGGAACCCGAAUGCCGGCCCCGCCACCCCGGCCUUGGGAUCGGACUGCACCAGUUCUCUGGGCUGGGCGCCGGACGGGGCGGCUGGAGCUAGCUGUGCCGGGGCCGCUUUGCCCACCAACAUCGCCCACUCUGCCGCCAAAAGCGCGGACCCCGCUGUGGCCUCUCCAUUCUCGGGAACCCAGCGCAAGCCGGCUCUGACGCCCGUGCCCGCCGCUCGGCGCAAGGCUCCCAAGGCCAGCUCUACAGCAUUCCCGGCCGCCCGGACCACUGCCGGUGUGUUCGCCCCUUCGAGCUCAGGGGGCCGCCCAGCUAGAGGUUGGGGCCACAAGGCCCUCAACACCUCUGGAGAGGAUAUUCCAAAGGGCUCAGAUGAUGGAGAUGAUGAGGCAGAAAUCGACGUGGUGGUGAUCACCAAGCAGAAGCGUUCCUCCAACAACAACAACAACAAGGCUGAGAUCACCACCUUGAGCCCCAAGAACGCAGCCCUGGGCCCGGAGUCGGUGCAGUCCAGUGAGCUGAUCCUGAAGGGCUGCUCCCCGAUCCAUCAGCUGCACAACUACGCGGCACCGCCGCCCGAAGGGGAAAUCGAGGAUGUGCCCUCUCCGAAAAAGAUGAAGAACGAGGUAUCCGCUCGGUCGCUCAAGAGCCUUAGUCCCGCAAAGGCUAAGAGCUGGAGCCCACGACCUUCGGACUCCGAAGACGAGCGUCGCCGCAACCACAACAUUCUGGAGCGCAAACGUCGCAGUGACCUGCGGUCCAGCUUCCUCAAGCUGAGGGAUCACAUUCCCGAGCUGGCGGAGAAAGAGAGGGCCGCCAAGGUGCUCAUCUUGAAGAAGGCCUCCGAAUAUAUGCAGGAGCUUGAGGCCGAGGAGCAGAAGCUUCUUCAGGAAAAGGAGAGGCUGGAGGCCACAAAGCAGCAGUUGCUAAAAGAAUUAAACACUUUAACUGGCUAAGCCUUUCCCAAAUGGACAGUCACUGUAGUUUUGCACGUUUGUUGCUUUUUUCUUAAGUUCUACGUUGACUUUAAGAAUAUUAGUUCACUUUCCAAUCGAUUCUUCCUGUUUGGAUCUGGACAUGGGGCAGGACAUAUGUGGCAUUCUGCCAGGAUCUUGGAGAGGCUUGGUGGUGACGGUGACCCUUUGCAGCUUCCUCCAUCUCAACUUCGGACAUGGACAGCCCAUGGACAUGUGUGACAGUUGGGAGCCUCUGGGGCUGUGGAAGGCACCGUGUUGGUUUCCAAGUUUUCAAACACCUGCCAUUCCUUCCUUUUCAAUGGUGCUCAAGUUCCAGCAGAUACUGCUGACCACUUGAUGCCUCUGGGAGACAGUUUUGUACAUACGGUUGACAUACCCACCUUUUCUAUCAUCCUGUGUAAUUAGAGGUAGCUUUUGCGGCCAGUAUUAAAGUGGAAGUUCACACGUAAGUACUAUAAUGUCUCAAGGUUUGAGGAGCAUGCUUGU